Messenger RNA from Pogona vitticeps (central bearded dragon), 672 nucleotides. NCBI's taxonomy places the organism in Eukaryota, Metazoa, Chordata, Lepidosauria, Squamata, Agamidae. The record is from RefSeq and is a predicted model, not a curated record.
AUGAGGAAAAGGCCAGGGAAAGGUCCAACAUGCCACACAGAGGAAAGUCUGUGUCACUGUUUGGAGCAUGGAGAGAGUUCCAGAAGGAGGCCAGAAGAUCCAGCAUUUCCCACAGGAGAGAAACCUUAUGAAGACUCACGGUCUGAAAAAUGCCUCAGUUUUAGCUCAGCUCUUCAAGUCACUCAGCCAGUGCACUCAGAAGGAAAAUUGCAUAAGUGUGAAGAAUGUGGCAAGAGCUUCAAGGGAAGGGAGAAACCCUAUCAAUGUAAAAUAUGUGGGAAACAGUUCAGGUCCUGUUCAUGCCUCAGUGUACAUCAACGAAUUCACUCAGGGGCAAAACCUUAUACAUGCAAAGAAUGUGGGAAAUGUUUCAGUGAUCCAUCAGCUUUCAAAGUACAUCAGCGCCGUCAUUCAGGGGAGAAACUCUAUUGUUGUGAAGAAUGUGGGAAAAGCUUCAACCAGAGGAAAAAUCUUAGAGCACAUCAGAGAAUUCAUACAGGAAAGAAGCCCUAUCAGUGUGAAGAAUGUGGGAAAUUGUUCUCCCGAUACUCUUACCUCACAGUACACCAACAAAGUCACUCCAGAGAAAAACCGUAUGCAUGCGAUGAAUGUGGGAAAUGUUUCAACCGUCUCUGCAAUUUAACCAUACAUCUGUGUUCACAUUCACGGUAG